Molecule: messenger RNA, 7918 nt
Organism: Cladocopium goreaui
Lineage: Eukaryota; Dinophyceae; Suessiales; Symbiodiniaceae
Source: the annotation of a GenBank genome assembly
GGCCGGCGGCCAUGGCGGGCAGCAAUGGCCCAUGACGCCGCGGGCGCCAGGGGCGCACUGACGCGGCUGUGGCCAUUGUGGCCAUGGCUGCUGGUUUUUGUGGACGUCGUUGCACAGGACGUGGCGCCCGUGGUCAUUCCGCGCCAAAUUCCGCGGAGGGUGGGCAUUACGAAUCAUGCACCCACGCCUGGCGCCUGGGUGGUGCAUGAGGUGAAGAUGUACUUCACAGACACUUGCGACGAGGCCAGUUUGUUGGAACCUGGCGAUGUCACCGACAUUUACGAUACAGGAACUCGACUAGAAACUGCCCUGUACACCGCCGGGCCUUAUGCCAUGGACAAUGUGCUAUGGACCAACUGGACGGCUGAUUGCAUGGUCCAGCUGGGUGGCUGCGCAGCGAAGACCCAGGGGGUUGGCAUCGACAUCGCCUUCACCGAGGGCUAUGCCAAGGCUGUGGCGGAGAAGGAGAACGUGUGGUCUGUGCUGGGCCCCUUGCUGGAGGCCAUUACCGUGAAGUGCAUUCAGAUUUGGCAGAGCGAUGACGUCUAUGAGAAAUGUGAUGACAUUUCCAUCGUGAAUGGAUUUCUUCAAGAGGGCACUGAAACCGAGGAGUGGAGGUAUGAAGAGGUCAUGACCUUCUACGCAGUGAGUGGUGGCGCCUGGUCGCGCCGUCCUGCGGCCAUCGAUACCUUGUGGCGGCUGCAGAAUGUGCAGGAGACCUUGGGCCCUUGGAGCCUGAAGGAGGUGGAGUUCUAUGAAGAUUACCUCUGUACAUUCAAGCUGCGCGGCGCCACCUUUUCCAUCGGAAGCGAUAAGACCUCCGGGGUGAACCCAGGGAUCUACGCAGAACGCAAUGCCUUUGACGGCAACGUGUCGACCUAUUGGAUCUCCAAGUGCGAUCCCAUCCCUGGAUCCCUGGCACCCAUCAUCUGGGGCGAUGGCCUGCGCUUCGAUGGCUGCGAGCCGGAACAGGGCUUCAUCGGCAUGGAGUUCGAGGUGGCCACGAGCGUGCGCUGCGUGCGGCUCUUCCAGACCGAGCCCAGGGACGAGUUCGAGCGCGACCUGAAGCGCUCCUGGUCUGCGGGCUUUGCCUUGCAGAAAUGGACAGGUGUCGAGUGGAAGAUGGAGGAGCAAUUCUGGGACUCCAAGGUGCCGUAUGGCGCGUACAUCCCCACGCUGGUGACGCCGUUCAUUGGAAAUGCCCCAGGGGUUUGGGAAGAUAUGCGACCUCCAAACAGGUCCUGCUGGCGUCUCUCCAAUGAUGAUUACACCUCAGGACAGUGGGUGGUGCAGGAGUUGGAGUUCUUCACCAGUGAGUUCUGUGUUCAGGACCCGCAACUGACUGAUGCUCGCAUCUAUGGGAUCCCUCUGGCCAUGCAAGGUCCUAAAAGCACCCGCAUUCAGCACGUCUACGACCAGGACCUGCGUGUCGACCUGACCUGGGAAUCCAGUUGUAGCCUGGGCCGUGGGGGCGCGUGCAUCCCUGGCGAAGCAUGGCUGGGGAUGUACACCCGCGGACUGCAGCCUGACGUGAAGUGCUUCAAGAUCUACCAGUCCAAAGAUUUGGAUCAGCAAAGUUCCUUCGUCUCCUUGCACGUCUACCUGGACGGCCUCUGGACGACCCACUCGCAGCACCCGGAGAUCGGCGGCGGCACCUGGAACCGGCGCCCGGCGCCGGCCUGGACGCUGUGGCGGAUACGGAACAACCAGGAAAUCCAGGGCCAGUGGCAAAUCCAUGAGCUGCGGGCAUAUCGCGAUCCGCUUUGUUUGGUGGAGACAACCCCUGGACUUGGCGUGUCCAGCGGUUACUUUGCAGUGGAUGGCCCUGAGAACGCCUUCGACGGCGACUCGGUGACAGGCUGGGUGGCCAACUGCGACGUCAGCUGCAACGAAACCAGGCGCUAUUGGAUCGGCAUGGAGCUGCCGUCGGACGCGGUGGAGGCCUCCGCUGGGGAGCAGAUGCUGCGCUGCUUCCGGGUCUGGCAGAGCGAACGCCUGGAGAGACAGAUGGUGAGUGUACAGGUCCAAAUCUGGAAUGGUGAGAUCUACAGCAUGUCUCCUGUGACGGACACGGGGUCGCUUCAGGAGCUGGGUGGGGGCACCUGGUCUCGACCCAUGGCGAGUUUUAUGACGAAGUGGCGGCUGAUUCCCAACGUGACCACGGAUCGCUUGUGGCGGCUACUGGAGUUGGAACUUUUUGCGGAUUCGGCCUGCAAAUACCGGCUGCCCAAAUCUGGGGACACAGGGGGUGGCACCUCCGUUCUAGCGUCGGGCUAUGUGCCCUUUGUGCCCUAUUUUGAUCGCAUUGAAUUGGGCGCCAUGUGGUCGGAAGCUGAACAUAUGCAAGACGAGGAUCUGAAGACAGGGGUCCUAUUGGAGCACAUGCCGGGGCGCCAGCGCAAUGCCUUCGUGGGGGUGGAUUUUCUGUCCGCUGGGAGCUGGGUGAAGUGUGUGAAGAUGGUGCAAGGUCCGACACCUCAGGAAUACAUCCCAUCUGCCAGAUUGGAAGUCUGGGACGGACGAGAGUGGCGCAGCGAGGACCCGGAGAUUGCGCCGGUGGAGGUCUACCUCGACGGCCUGGGGGGCGGCGGCUGGCAGCGGCGCCCCGCCGAGCCGGGCUCGUUGUGGCGGGUGGAGAAUGCCGUGGAGGUGCCCGAAGGCUGGGCUGUGUACGAAGUGGAAAUGUUCACCAGCAGCGACUGCUCCAGUGGCCGGUUGUCAGGGGAGAUUAUCGCCAGUGGCUAUGCCCCACCCAUUGAGGAGCAUGGGCCUAUCAACUCCAUGGAUGGGAACACUUCAACGAUUUGGAUGUCCCAAUGCUGUCCAAUCGACGAGUUCCAGCGACCUUUAGGCUUCGAGCUCUUCGAGUUCCACGUGGGCUGCAACAUUGGCGACGCCUGGGUGGGUGUCGAUUUGGGCGCGGGAAACACCGUGAACAACGUGAAGUGCGUGCGCAUUUUUCAGGUGGGCUAUGAGAAGAUGCAAAGCCAGAUGGCCUAUGUUUCCAAGUGGAAUGGCACUGCCUGGAGUCCGCAGUGGGUCCUGGAUGGCCUGGGAGGAAGCGAAUGGAACCGCCGUCCGGCGUCGCCCAACACCAUGUGGCGCCUCUUUUAUUUGUCGCGCAAGGAUAACGCAUGUCCUACGCAGCUAACGCGCAUUACACACCGGCCCUGGGGGGUGUCUGACGUGAAGUUCUUCACGGACGACGACUGCACACAGCGCAUCGAAGGAGGCAUUCCGAUCACCUCAGGGAGCUUCGACUUCUUCACGCCCUCGGUGGUGGACCAGCCCUCCUACGAGAGCGCGCGCCUGGUGGACGUCAACGAUGGACACCUCUUGACCACCUGGGCAGCCAACUGCCGGACGGGCUUCCGGCAGAUCGCGGCCGAGAACACGGACUGUACUGGCGCAUGGGUGGGCAUGCAAUGGCCUUCUGCCCAUGAGGUGCGUUGUGUGCAGCUCGUGCAGUCGCGCUGGGAGUCGGGGCGCUGCUGCGAUCCGGCGGACGAGUUGGGCUUGCAGAGAUGGAAUGGAUCCAGGUGGGUCGAGGCCUCCUGGUUUCGGGAACCGCCCACACCGGCCAAUCCCACAGAGAACAACGUGCGCGCCCCCGUCCACCUGGGUGCAGUCUUUAAGAACGUGGGCGAAUGUCCUUCGAGGCUGUCGGACAAACGCAUCUUUGAGGAAACCAUCGUGGAGCAACGCACGCGGCGCGACAGUGACAAGUGCAUUGUGAAGCUCACGGGCGCGGUGCCCUUGCUGGCGGAGCCCAACUGCAUCAAACAUCCGCGAUGUGUUGAUGUCUUUGGCACCAGUGGCACGUGUUGCCCUAUUGGCAACCUUGUGGAAUCCGCCAAUCGAUGCUGUUGCAGCUUCAUGAGUGGCGAGCCCAUUUUUGUGGAUGAGUUUACCUACACGGACAUGAGAGACAAGCUGAGCUUCGAAUAUGCCACCAUUUGGAUGUCCAACGUGCUGCCGUGGAUCGGUCUGGGGGUGACCAUCGUGCUGUACUUGGCCGUGGUCUUCUUCCCCGCGGACGUGGAAGCCAAGGCGAAGGCCUGGAUCCGCAAGGACCUCUACUCCGAUGAGCCACCGCGCUGUCGCAUCUUCCUGAAGCGCGUGGUGCUCAUUACGGCCUGGCCACUGCUGGCUUGGAGGACCUAUGUGCAGAUCAGCAAAUCCGAGUUUUCCAAGAUCAUCCGAUGGUUCGUGUUGCCACAUGGGCGGACACCCAGACCACUGGAGCUCUACCGUUCCCUGCUGUUCCUGGUCUUCGGCUCCGUGCUCAGUGGAAUGGCACCCUGGCUGAUGCUCGGCGCCAUCUUGGGAGAGAUGAUGAUCGGCCUCGCCCUGCAGCUCUGUCAAGUCAUCAGGUACUUCAAGUCACCUUUCGACCCCUUGGAUUUGCGUGACAUGCUGCUCCGGCAAGAGGUCUCCAGGGUGAAAGUGAAACACGACGACGGCAUGGCCUCGGCCUUGGACGUGGCAUCCAGCGUGGCGACGACCUUCGUCUUUGGCCUGGCGUACUUUGGGAAGUUUAUCUUCGAUCUGCUGAUUGUGCGGGCGCAGAUGCUGUCCUUUGAGGCCAUUGAGAAUAUUGAGGCGGAUAAGGUGGUGGAGCUCUUCCCAGGUCUCUUAGAGACCCUGAGGGAACCCGCCAUGUUGCUGUACGACAUGAUGUACUUCACCAGCCAAGCCAUUUCUUGGAGCUUGGGCCGAUUGGUGGGCAUUCCGCUCUGCGAAGGAUCCUGUGCGUUGGCAGGCUCUGUGGCGCUGGUCAUGAUCUUAUACGGUGCCUCGCAGUGGCUGAACUACGACCUCUUCGGCCUCUUCGUGGCAGCCCGCCAGGUGGUGAGAGCCACACGUCCUGAGUGCCAGAGGGUGUUGGCCCAGUCGUUGAUCUUGUUUUGUUUGAGCGCCUCCUUCGCCGCGGUGCAGAUGACCAUGGUUUUGUUCACCCGAGCUCUGGCCUUCGCCAAUCCCUUCGUGGUCUCCACCUGGGUCUGCGAAUAUGACGACACCUUAGCCAUCUUUGUGGGGCGUUUAUUGCUCACGGGCUCUUCACUUGUGGGCCUGGUCUUCGUCUUUCUGUGCGUGAAUGGCCACUUCAUGGGUCAGGACUACAUCACCGCACGCGUGGCGAAUUUUUUGGGCAUCGAUUUGACGGCCCUGGACCCCGACGGCAUCGGCGAGGAGGGUGGCAUGUUUCGGCUGAAUGUCUUCGGCGCAGCGCUGCCCACGCUCUUUGGGGUCUGGUGGGACCCAUGGAAUAUCGAUGCCUAUUUGGUGCACGAACGCGCUCACGUAUAUUCCAUGGAGUUACGUGACCCUCAGGCCUGCAAGCGCUGCGACAAGAUCCACGUGGAGUACGGAUUGAUGAUGACCGCCACGGGCCGCACCGUGAGCGCCGCGGUGCAGAUCGUGCCCUAUGGUGCGGUGGUGGCUAAGGCGUGUGAGUAUCUGAAUGACCCUCCUUUGAUCUACAUUGGCAACAAGAUGAGCUGCCUGAAAAUGAAAAAGCUGGAAAGGCCUGAGCCGCCACGAAAGAAAAAUGUACUCUUGAGGCUCUACUACCUCAUUGCCGAGAUUUUAGCCUAUUCCGUGGAAUACCUGGUGCCCUUCCUGCGCCGUCUCACCAGCGUCGGGAUUUUGUUUUACUUGGCACUGGGCACCUUCACGUUGACGGAAAAUAAUUUGGCAGCGCAAGGGAGCUACGUGAUUAUCGCGGGCUUCACCUUAUCCUUCGUGAAGGCAUCUUUGGAGAGGUUGAUUCCUACACUGCUGAAGUACGGGCUGACUGGGGUGUACUUCGCCAUCAGUAGUGCUCAGGGAAAGGCGACCAAGAUCAACAUGAUCGCCCGGACGAUCACCGGACAGGUCCUCUCUGGCAGCACCGCGGCUGCGCUGACCUCAGGCUGCAUCUUAACGGCGAAGUGGGCCUCCAUUGUGAAUGCCAUCAUCAUCUCAAGCAGCGUUGGCUACGGCUUCAGUAUCCUUACCCUGGUGAUCAAUGCGCUGAUGGAGGGCAAACCCCCAGAGGUGGGAGCUCCGCCCAAGAAGAACAUGAUGCAGCUGGUGAUGAAGAUUUUCGCAUCGGUUUUCACCGGCGGUGGCCUUGGUGUCAUGGUGGUCUACGCCGGGGAGACAGGACUCUGGCUGGAAAGCCAGGAAACAGAUGCCUUUAGCUUCCAAAACAAAGCGGGGAGUCGUUGGACAGCGAGGGACAGUAUUGGCCUGACUGCAUUGAUUAUCGUGCUUCAAUUUGUGGUGCUACGUGUGAUCCUGGUGGAGGAUCGCCAGCCAUUGGACGAGCAACAACUGGACCGACUGCCGCGCUGGAGAAGCAGUCCCACGCUCAUCGUCCUCCGAUCCAUACAGUUCUUCCCAGGUUUUGCGGCCAUCCCCACCUGCACCUUGAUCUCCACGGUCAUGGCCAGUUGGUUGGCUGAUCCUCUGGGCUUGACGCCGCUGUAUCAACAGAUCCUGCUGCUGAUUCUGGGCGUCGUCUUGGCGAACAUCUCAGCUCUGACCAUCCAUCGCUUGAUGGACAGCUUCCCUCAACUCAUGGGCUUCUUCUCGUGCGUCCUAUCGGCCUGUGUGCUCUGCCCUUGGAAUUUCCUCUUCGGCGCCUUCACGGCGGUCUGGAUCGGCGUGGCGGUGGGGAGCAUCUUGGAGGAGGUCAUCCUGCGCCGGACGUUGCAGCGCGAAAUCAAACGUCGCUCCGCGACGGGGGAAGAUGACAUGGCCUUCUUCGAUCAUAAGAGGGCAGCAUCCAUGGAAGAAUGGCAGGAACUUGAAGACGAUGAGUCUGAGGAGGAAAUCAUCCCGGAACCUGACCGUGAAGACAAGUUGCAAACCUAUCUGCAACUGGCAGCGGCCGGGCACAGCCCCAUCGACUACGUGAGGGAAACCUCGGGGCUGCCGAUUGAGGAUCGAUCCUUUCUACUGGAACCACCCGACUCCGAGAGUGAAACCUUCACACAAGAGGAGGCGUCCGUCGAGGUGGACGCCCUGGGCGAUGAAGUGGAGGAGUCGGAACCCGUGGCCCAUCCUGGGCAUCGAAGUCGUAGUCUUGAUCUGAUCAAGUCUCACUCGUAUCCUUCGUCCUCCUCAAUUUUUGACCCACCAGAUCUGGCGGACGACAACGACAACAGAGAGGACGUGGAUGAGAACUAUGAGAACGCCGAUCCAUUGUUGCCACUGGCAGAUCUGCCGGAGGACACGCCCAACAGCCACGCUGAGCACCACGGUGAGCUCCGUGCCAUUGCGGAUGUGGAGGAAGGCACAGACCUGCCGGAGCUGCCGAGUGAAAGUCCGGCGGAAGACAGGCCGCCGGAUGCCUUGGUCCUCGCCAUCCCGGACACCGCCGCGCACGGCGCGGAGGAUGCCGAGCUGCCCACGGGAAUGGAGCUGGCGACACGCGACGACGAUGCGGACGAUGUCGACGCUGUCGACGAUCCGGGGAGGAGUCGGAGCGUGUCCCCAGAGCAGUCGCCCACGUCCAGAGAAGCUCACAUGCGAGCGGCGGCAGUGACGCAGCUGGCGGUGGAGGUGAAUCCGAUCCUAAAGAGUCUGCAGCCCAAGAAUAAGCAAGACAUGUGGUCCAAAAUCCAUGGCGGUCGUCAGCCGCGCGCGGUUCCCUCUCUGCGGCCCCCUGGCUCCCAGAGGGGUCAAGCCAGCUCAUCAAGGAGCCCAAAGUGACGUGGUCAUCGCCUUUGGGUCGUAGAUCGGAAGCGAACCGUUCGCUUUCCUUAGAUUUUUUCGCAUGGUGGAGUGAUGCGAGCACCUACCAUUGGUGCUCGCACAGUGUACAGUUCACAGCCCCGCUCUACGUCCUUUGAAAGGAGUGAAGCAGAUGCAGAGUUCAGCAGCAAAUGUAGGUAGACCCACAGCGUCAAGCCCUUGGAGCCAGCUAGAC